CGUCCACAGCAGCACUCAUGGCAAGUGCAGAACUUGAUCCUGUGGGUGCAGCCUGUCGAUCAGCUGCCUUGAGCGCGGCCGUGGAUGCUGGGCUGCUUCGGGUGCCAGAAACCAUCGAGGACAAACCCAUGGCACUUUUCUACGAUUUGGACGCUUGGGAAAGAAACUUAGCCAACAUCCGAGCGCUCUUUGGCUCGCACUGGUUGCACGCCUGUGCAGCCAAGACCAACCCAUUGUUCUGGUUUCUUCGUCGAGAAAAAGCACUUGGCCACGGUGCGGAGUGUGCCUCUAUUGCAGAGGUCGUUGCAGCACUGGAGAAUGGAUUUGCCCCUGAAAAUGUGGUGUUCGACUCACCAAGCAAAACGAUUCCAGAGAUUCGUUAUGCCCUGGAAAAGGGUGUCCAUUUGAACAUGGACAAUUUGCAAGAGUUGGAUCGCGUAGUGGAUCUCCUCCCAGGCCUCCAACUUGGAGAGCAGCAGGUCCUGGGACUGCGUUUGAAUCCCCUGGUGGGUGCGGGAAGCAUUGCCGCAUUCAGCGUUUCAACGGGGAAGUCCAAGUUUGGGGUGCCCCUCUACCCAGACCCCAAGUACCAAGCUGAGCUGGUCCAGCGUGUGACCAAAGCAAGCUUUCUCAACUGCAUCCACGUGCACACGGGAUCCGGAGGAAUGGGUUUGAAGCAACUUGUCAGUGGAGUCCGUGCUGCUGUGGACUUUGCCAAGGCCGUGAAUGAAGCAGCAGGGCACCAACAAGUGCGUAUCAUUGACAUUGGGGGUGGCUUGAGCACCAACUUCGAAGAUGACACCCUGACACCAUCCUUUUCAGAGUAUGCUGAUGCGUUGCGGCAAGAAGUGCCUGAAAUAUUCGAUGCCUCGCAGUUUGAGCGGGUGAUUUCAGAAUUUGGUGCAUCAUGCCACAUCAAAUUUGGCUGGUUGGCAUCCCGUAUCGAGUACAUCAAGGAGUGUGAUGGAGGGCGGAUUGCCCUCAUCCAUGCUGGUUCGGAGAUCUUCCUGCGAUCGAGCUACUGCCCAGACACCUUUAUGAAACACCGAGUCCUGCCCUUUGACGCUACUGGCCGACCCAAGGCUGCGACGGAUUUGAUUCCGCACGACAUUGCAGGGCCACUUUGCUUUGCAGGUGAUGUAGUAGUUCGGGAUGCUAUGCUACCUCCCAUGGACCAGGGGGACAUUGUCAUGCUUAUGGAUGCUGGUGGCAACACACUCAGUCUUCACACAACCCACUGCAGCCGCCAAAUGCCGUCAGUUUUUGGGUACCGUCAGCUGCCGGACGCGUCGUUUACCUUUGAGACCCUGAAAGGUCCACAACUGAUAAAGGACACUAUUGGUGUAUGGCGACCAUAAGGCCCAAUGCGGAGCCAAUCCUUUCGCAGCUGAUUGCCGGACAUGAAAUCCAUAUCUUUUGCAUUCCAGCAUGCUGUCUUGUGGAUGUACAGUGUAUAGCGACCUGCUGCGUCAUAGGAUCUGAGCUUGGAUAGACUUGCAGCUGACACGUGCUGCAGUCCGUCAAGAAAGUCAAGAAAGGUCGUGGAUCAGGAGUUGCCACCGAACCGAGUCAAUCGAUUUUCUUUCGCCACCUUGCCCCCUCAUGGCAGAGUGGGUUCCUGACCAUGAUUGUAGAUGGGGCGAGAGAACGUAAUUGAGGGCCAAUAAGGAGUCUUUUGAAGUGGGAAGAUUAAAUGCCUCACUGCACCACUGUCACUAUUAAGUCAUGCUACUUUAGGAUUUGGAUGGAUUUGGAUGGAUUUCGUGAAAGAGAUGCUGGUGCAACGGUGCAAGAGUCCUUGAGUUGCUGAGGUGUGCAGCUCCUCUGAUCCACCGGCCGGCACUGUCUCCACUGUCUUGCGGGGAAAAUCCAGUGCAAAGAGAUCAAAGAGGCUGUACUACCUGUACAUGGGCCUUGCAUGGGCCUUGCAUGGGCCUUACUUAAUUCCAUUUUUUAUUGGUCAAAGUGGUCAUAGAGGCAGUGUUGCCAUAGAUUUCAGCCAUUCAAGACGCACAAAGUUGCGUGGAGAGUUUUGUCUCAACAGGACAAUCGCAGAACCUUUGCACUUCAGAGGUGUCACCCAGUGAGUAGCGAACUUGCCAACGAGCUGUCAAAUUGAAGCUUCGGUCAAAA
Cladocopium goreaui is the source of this 2133-nucleotide messenger RNA. The record is from the annotation of a GenBank genome assembly. Lineage: Eukaryota; Dinophyceae; Suessiales; Symbiodiniaceae.